This is a messenger RNA of Adineta ricciae, 480 nucleotides long. Lineage: Eukaryota; Metazoa; Rotifera; Eurotatoria; Adinetida; Adinetidae. The record is from the annotation of a GenBank genome assembly.
AUGUCAGUCGAAGUUGGCCAACAAGCACCGGAUUUUACACUUUAUAACACCGAACAAAAAGAAGUUUCUCUCAAAGAUUUAACGUCGAAAUCGAAUGUGGUUGUUCUAUUUUUUCCAUUAGCAUUUACAGGUGUUUGCACAGCAGAAUUAUGUUCAGCUCGGGAUGAUAUUAGCAAAUAUCAAAAGCUAAAUGCAACAAUUGUGGCCAUUUCAGUUGAUUCGCUUUUUACUUUAGGAAAAUUUCGAGAAGAACAAAAACUUCCAUUUGAUUUAUUAUCUGAUUUUAACAAAGAAGUUUCAAGAAAAUAUAAUUCACUUUAUGAAGAUUUUCCUUUAUUUGGUUUGAAAGGUGUUACAAAACGAAGUGCAUUUGUCAUUGACAAACAAGGUCAAAUUAAAUAUGCAGAAAUUCUGCCUGAUGCUGGAAAAGUUCCAAAUUUCGCCAAAAUUAAAGAAACAUUGGAACAACUUUCAAGUUAA